UUGGGACUGCAAUCUGAAGAGCCAAAAAAUUUUGAAUCACAAGAACUUCAACAUCCACCUGAAAAAACCAUGUCCAACACGCUGCUAUUUCACCGUUUCUUCUUCUUUCUUAUCCUCUGCGGCGGAGCGGCCGCAGGCCGCAACAUCUCCAGGCCUCAAUCCUCAGCGCACGAUGUAAAUGUGUCUGAUGGGGUACACCGCCGGUCUAACAACUCCACUGUGCCCUACCUUACUCUCAACCGGCCCGGAGACAUCGCGACGGAGGCAGAGGGGGAGUGUGAGGAGACGUACGGGUUCUUACCUUGUACGGACAGCGUGCUAGGGAACCUGUUCCUGAUUUUGGUGUACGGUUACUUGAUGUACUUGGCAGCAACGUACCUGUCGAAUGGGAGCGAGUUAUUGCUCGAGAUUCUCGGCCCCGGUAUCGUCGGAGGGUUGUUUCUCCCCGUCCUCGGGUCGCUUCCCGACGCCAUUCUCAUUCUCGUAUCCGGACUUUCUGGGAGUAAAGAAACAGCUCAAAGUCAGGUCUCAGUUGGAAUGGGGUUGCUAGCUGGUUCAACCGUAUUGAUUCUCACAUUAAUCUGGGGUUCCUGCGUUGUCGUUGGCAAGUGCGAUAUCCGGAACUCGGUUGCCAUCGAUAACAAAGAUACAAAAGGCUUUAGCUUAACAGGUUCUGGUGUGAGUACUGAUAUCUGGACAAGCUAUGCUGCAAGGAUUAUGACUAUAUCUAUCCUCCCUUUCAUUAUUGUUCAAUUACCAGCGGUUCUCAAUUCAAAAUCCGGGAGCCAGAUCGCAGUUUUGGUUGCACUUGUUAUCUCUGUCGCACUAUUUAUUUCUUACUGCCUUUAUCAGGUGUUUCAGCCUUGGAUCCAGCGGAGGCGAAUUGCGUAUGCAAAGCACAAACAUGUUAUAUCAGGAAUCUUACAACAUCUAAAAAUGCGCUUCGGAAGUCUCCUUACGGAUGACGGUGAACCUAAUGAAGAAAAUAUAAUAAAGUUGUUUUAUGCAAUGGAUCAGAACGGGGAUGGACAUAUUUCAGGUAAUGAGUUAAGAGCAAUGAUCGUAGGUCUCAAGUUCGACGAAAUAGAGUUGGAUAAGAAUGAUGCUGUGGAGAAAGUGAUGAAUGAUUUUGACACUUCUCACGAUUCUCAAAUCGAUCAGAAUGAGUUCCUCUUCGGUAUCUCAAAAUGGAUUCAUGAGGCAAAGCGUUCGGGAGAUGACAAUGAUCAUCGCACGAUGAAAUUUUUGUUUGACUUUCACUCGAAAACUAAGCAAGAGCACGAUCUUCUCGGGGGGCAAAGUGAUGAGAUCAUUGAAGGUGUUGAAAAUCCCAAGUGGACAUCCUUCAAAGCAGUUCUAAUGUUGUUGAUAGGAACUCUUAUAGCAGCUGCAGCUGCAGAUCCCUUGAUUGACGUUGUUGAUAAUUUCUCAACUGCCACAGGCAUUCCGACUUUCUUCAUCUCAUUCAUUGCAUUACCUCUGGCUACUUCUUGUGAGGCUGUGUCUGCAAUAAUGUUUGCUAGCCGCAAAAAGAUCAGAACCGCCUCUUUAACAUUUUCUCAGUUGUACGGAUCAGCGACCAUGAACAACGUCAUGUGCCUGUCGGUGUUUUUGGCCCUUGUUUACUUUCGAGAGUUAACGUGGGACUUCUCAGCAGAAGUCCUUAUUAUUCUCAUUGUUUGCAUCGUGAUGGGGGUUUUCUGCAGUUUCCGCACUGUCUUCCCUCUUUGGACAUCUUCGAUCGCUUUCCUACUUUACCCAUUCUCCAUCGCACUGAUUUAUGUCCUGGAUUAUAUUUUGGGCUGGUCAUAGACUAGAGGGGCCAUAUGAACUUAGGAGGGUGUUUUCAGUUUAUGCAGUGUGUCUGUGGCAUGAGGAUUUGAGCACAUGUUUCAAUUUCACGUGUAUUAUUGUAGUGGAUUGCUCGUUUUGAUCUUAUGAACGUUUUGCUUUCAACAAAAAUUUUGUUCUUAAGAA
Messenger RNA from Malus domestica (apple), 1977 nucleotides. RefSeq names its product sodium/calcium exchanger NCL-like. Gene Ontology annotation, biological process: calcium ion transmembrane transport; intracellular calcium ion homeostasis. The record is from RefSeq and is a predicted model, not a curated record. Lineage: Eukaryota; Viridiplantae; Streptophyta; Magnoliopsida; Rosales; Rosaceae. Gene Ontology annotation, molecular function: calcium:proton antiporter activity; calcium ion binding. Gene Ontology annotation, cellular component: membrane.